This is a messenger RNA of Coregonus clupeaformis (lake whitefish), 1231 nucleotides long. Its product is annotated as dnaJ homolog subfamily C member 28-like. Lineage: Eukaryota; Metazoa; Chordata; Actinopteri; Salmoniformes; Salmonidae. The record is from RefSeq and is a predicted model, not a curated record.
GCAACAUCAUGUUUCUUGUCACUGUUGGGCAGGGGUGUGCCUCUGUGUGCCACCAGCAGAGAUGAUGAGUUACGCCAUGCAGCUGUUGAUUCACCGUGGGGAUUUCUGUCAUGGCUGCGCACUGCUCCCCCUGGCCCGCAUGUUCCUUCUCCGCACGCUGAGUUCAGGUCCCCGUGUGAGCCGCAGCCUUCGGGAGAGCUACCAGCUGCUACAGCUUGAGCUUCCGGAUGAGGGCGAGAGUAGCCCUGCGCAGGUGAAAGAAGCCUACCUAUGCAUGGCCAAGCUGUACCAUCCAGACUCGGGCGCUGCUACGGCAGACAAGGCGCUGUUUGCACUGGUAGAGGAGGCAUACCGCGCCGUGCUGGCACACCAGUCCCGGCUUCAGAGCCGUGGGGGUUCGAUGGAAGACGAGGAGGACGAGGAGAAGGUGAAAGGCGUGGCUCCUCAGCACCGCCACUACCUGAGCUACGAGGGCGUGGGCUCGGGGACGCCCAGCCAGCGUGAGCGCCAAUACCGGCAGUUCAGAGUGAAUUGGGCGGUGGAGCAGGUCCUUGACUACCGCCAGAAGGAGCAUGAGACGGCGGCUGCAGCCGAGGGGGCGCUAGUGGAGAGCGUCCGCCAGCGAAGCCGGCAGAUCAAGGUCACGCAGGCGGUGGAGAGGCUGGUGGAAGACCUCAUUCAGGAAUCCAUGUCCCGGGGAGACUUCCGCAACCUGAGUGGCGCCGGGAAGCCCAUCAACAAGUUUGAGCACAACCCGUACGCCGACCCCAUGACCCACAACCUCAACCGCAUCCUCAUAGACAACGGCUACCAGCCACCCUGGAUUGUCACGCAGCGCGACAUCAGAGAGGACAUCGCGCAGAUCCGAGAGAGACUGCUGCAGGGCCGGGCGCGGCUCGCCGACCCCAUGACCCCCAGGGAGCAUGCUCAGUGGCAGCAGCUGUGUGGGGCGGUGGCGGAGGACCUUAAGAAGCUCAAUAAGACGGUGGAUAACUUAAACCUGAUUGCGCCCAUGCUCACCAUGCAAAUGGUCCACUUCAGUUUGGAGCGCGAGAUCGACCGCGCAGAGAAAGCAGCCCUUCAAGGCAGACAGGAGAGGAAGAUGGAAAGAGUGAGGGAGUGGGAGGAGCAGAGAAGAGAAAGAGAAAGGGAGAAGAGAGAUACAAUUAAAACACCUCAACACUCUAGGCAAGGCGGCCUGCUGGCAUGGAUGCAGAAUUUACUCAAAUAA